Messenger RNA from Pan troglodytes (chimpanzee), 859 nucleotides. It is a transcript of the gene KLRF1, whose product is annotated as killer cell lectin like receptor F1. Lineage: Eukaryota; Metazoa; Chordata; Mammalia; Primates; Hominidae. Gene Ontology annotation, cellular component: plasma membrane. The transcript has 6 exons. The record is from RefSeq and is marked provisional. Bases 14 to 709 code for a protein of 231 amino acids.
ACUCACAUUGAAGAUGCAAGAUGAAGAAAGAUACAUGACAUUGAAUGUACAGUCAAAGAAAAGGAGUUCUGCCCAAACAUCUCAACUUACAUUUAAAGAUUAUUCAGUGAUGUUGCACUGGUAUAAAAUCUUACUGGGAAUAUCUGGAUCCGUGAAUGGUAUUCUCACUUUGACUUUGAUCUCCUUGAUCCUGUUGGUUUCUCAGGGAGUAUUGCUAAAAUGCCAAAAAGGAAGUUGUUCAAAUGCCACUCAGUAUGAGGACACUGGAGAUCUAAAAGUGAAUAAUGGCACAAGAAGAAAUAUAAGUAAUAAAGACCUUUGUGCUUCGAGAUCUGCAGACCAGACAGUACUAUGCCAAUCAGAAUGGCUCAAAUACCAAGGGAAGUGUUAUUGGUUCUCUAAUGAGAUGAAAAGUUGGAGUGACAGUUAUGUGUAUUGUUUGGAAAGAAAAUCUCAUCUACUAAUCAUACAUGACCAACUUGAAAUGGCUUUUAUACAGAAAAACCUAAGACAAUUAAACUACGUAUGGAUUGGGCUUAACUUUACCUCCUUGAAAAUGACAUGGACUUGGGUGGAUGAUUCUCCAAUAGAUUCAAAGAUAUUCUUCAUAAAGGGACCAGCUAAAGAAAACAGCUGUGCUGCCAUUAAGGAAAGCAAAAUUUACUCUGAAACCUGCAGCAGUGUUUUCAAAUGGAUUUGUCAGUAUUAGAGUUUGACAAAAUUCAUAGUGAAAUAAUCAAUGAUCACUAUUUUUGGCCUAUUAGUUUCUAAUAUUAAUCUCCAGGUGUAAGAUUUUAAAGUGCAAUGAAAUGCCAAAAUCUCUUCUCCCUUCUCCCUCCAUCAUCGACACUGGUCUAGC